CCUAUAAAGGCUCAGGACCUUGUAGUGAGCAAAGAAGUCACAGAGGAAAAUAGGCAUGGUCAGGGUUCUGAUAGACUAGCUUGGCUUUGGAGGAUCAACAAUGUAGAGGACAGUCAAAAGAACAAGUGGAUGAAUAAGUUUUAUUGUGUGAAUUGGUUGAAAGCCAAAGCAAGAUAUGACCAUUGGAGUGAAGAAUUGAAAUUGGUAUAA
Suillus paluster is the source of this 210-nucleotide messenger RNA. RefSeq lists its product as uncharacterized. The record is from RefSeq and is a predicted model, not a curated record. Lineage: Eukaryota; Fungi; Basidiomycota; Agaricomycetes; Boletales; Suillaceae. The annotation marks the transcript as partial. The transcript is spliced from 2 exons.